AUGGUUAAUUUGGCUGGCAGGCAUUUCUUCCUCGAGAAAGCAAAGGGUACAACUGAUUCUGCAGGAGGGAUCGAGGGAGGGAGGCGGGGAAGGACCAGGCGCAGUAGAGCACGGGUGGGCAGAUUUCAAAAUUUUGCAUUUGCUGCACUCACUCCUGGAGACGAACUUUCCUUGGGAACCAGAUUGUCUUUGUGUACGAGCUCCACGAUGGUCAAAAAUGUGAUCAUGCCAUGA
This is a messenger RNA of Marchantia polymorpha subsp. ruderalis, 234 nucleotides long. The record is from the annotation of a GenBank genome assembly. Lineage: Eukaryota; Viridiplantae; Streptophyta; Marchantiopsida; Marchantiales; Marchantiaceae.